AUGCCUGUACCAAUUGGAAACCAAGUAUCACCGUCGGUCUUACUUCCUUUCCCUCCACUUACAGAACAACACAUUCUUAAUUGUGUAUUUUCGUCCUGGUAUAACAAUUUUCGACGUGUCACUUUAAAAUCCAAAAUAAUUAAGCCUCUACCAGAAGAAUUCAUCGAAUACUUACAUGCUGAUGGAGUAUUUCUUCCUGAACAAAAUUAUAUUGGAGGAAAUCAUUUACGAGAACAACCACUUCCAAGUUUUCCAGAAUUGGAACAACAGAUUUGGGAUACGAUUGACGAAUUUGAUGGAGCAGUUUUUCCAAAACUCAAUUGGAGCUCUCCGAGGGAUGCCACAUGGAUUUCAGCUACCAACUCACUUAAAUGUAAUUCUCCAUCUGACAUAUUUCUUCUCCUCAAAUCAUCCGAUUUCGUUGCCCAUGAUCUUGAUCAUGCAUUUGAUGAUUGUCAUUACAACCAUCAAGAUGCUCCGAGAAGACAUCGACCAAAUGUAUUUGAAUUGGUGUUGAAAAAGUGGUACGACGUAGCACCUUCUAUGGAAUUUAGAUGUUUUGUAAAAGAAGAAGAGUUAGUUGUAAAUACACAUAAUCACACUCACUUUCAAUUACUGAUAUGUUAUAAUCAUCAUUGUCCUUUUGAAAAAAAAAUUUCUCAAGCCAUAUCACAACGGGAUAUCAACUAUUAUUCAUUUUUAAAUGAUAUACAAGAAGAAUUGAAAACAAAGAUUAUUCAAUUUUUCGAAAUUCAUAUACAAAAUAAGUUUUUUAAUCAAAAUUAUGUUUUUGAUGUAUAUGUGACACGGAAUAGAGAAAGAGUUUGGUUGAUUGAUUUCAAUCCUUAUGGACCUAUGACAGAUAGUCUUAUGUAUACGUGGGAAGAAAUUUUGACAGCAACUGGACCACCAUCAUUUCGACUGAUCACCUCUCAAACUGAGUCUAGUCAAUCACGUAGUCAACCAUUCGCUGUUAAUCGUUAUCCACGAGAGAUUUUUGAUUUAUCACAAGGUCAAUCUAUUGCCGAAUUUGCUGAACAAUUCCAACGUGAAUUAGCGAUCGCUACUGUUGGCAGCGAUGGAGAAGAAAAUGAAAAUGAAAACAAUAUUAUUAAUAAUGUCAACCAACAUCCCCAGUCAUAA
This is a messenger RNA of Funneliformis caledonium, 1143 nucleotides long. The record is from the annotation of a GenBank genome assembly. Lineage: Eukaryota; Fungi; Glomeromycota; Glomeromycetes; Glomerales; Glomeraceae.